This is a messenger RNA of Balaenoptera musculus (blue whale), 909 nucleotides long. Its product is annotated as olfactory receptor 10C1. Gene Ontology annotation, biological process: G protein-coupled receptor signaling pathway. Gene Ontology annotation, molecular function: G protein-coupled receptor activity; olfactory receptor activity. Gene Ontology annotation, cellular component: membrane. The record is from RefSeq and is a predicted model, not a curated record. Lineage: Eukaryota; Metazoa; Chordata; Mammalia; Artiodactyla; Balaenopteridae.
AUGAGUACAAACACCUCCGUGGUGACUGAAUUCAUUCUUAUCGGCUUCUCCCACCUGGCCGAGCUCCAGAGCUUGAUCUUCUCUUUCUUUCUCACUGUCUACCUGCUCACGGUGGCUGGCAACCUCCUCAUUGUGGUGCUGGUCUCAGCUGACGCUGCCCUCCAGACCCCCAUGUACUUCUUCCUUCGAAUCCUCUCAGCCCUGGAGAUUGGCUACACGUCCGUCACCAACCCCCUACUGCUUCACCACCUCCUCACGGGUCAGCGCCACAUCCCUCGCUCUGGCUGUGCUCUCCAGACCACGGAGUGUUGCCUCCUGGCAGCCAUGGCCUAUGACCGCUAUGCAGCCAUCUGCGAAUUCCUUCGCUUCCCUGCUGCUGAGCUAUCGGCGUGCCUGUGUCUAGCUGGGUCAGCGUGGGGCUGUGGAGCAAUGGUGGGCCUGGGCCACACCUCCUUCAUCUUCUCCUCGCCCUUCUGUGGCCCCAGUGCCAUCCCACACUUCCUCUGUGAGAUCCAGGCUGUCCUGCAGCUGGUAUGAGGGGACACCUCACUCAGUGAACUGCAGAUUAUCCUGGCCACUGCUUUCCUCAUCCUCUGCCCCUUUGGCCUCAUCCUGGGCUCCUAUGGGAGUAUCCUGGCUACUAUCUUCUGGAUCCCAUCUGCUGCUGGCCGCCCCAAAGCCUUCUCCACCUGCUCCUCCCACCGUGUGGUCUCCCUCUUCUAUGGCGCUGCGAUCUUUAUCUACAUCCGCCCUAAGGCCAGCUAUGAUCCCGUCACUGACCCUCUUGUCUCCCUCUUCUAUGCUGUAGUCACCCCCAUCCUCAAUCCCAUCAUCUAUAGCCUCCAGAACACUGAUGUCAAGGCUGCUCUAAAGAGAACCAUCCAGAAAAUGGGGCUGGCAGAGGUUUGA